UGUAGUGUUGUUGGAAUCACGAGGUUACACAUAGUCACCAUUGCAGUAUACAAUAUCGCAAUGGAUGCACAUUACACGGCUGCAGGUGAUAGAACACCUGAAAGCCACUCACUGCCGCCACAAUGCCGAUUUACUAUGCAACAGUGGCUGUUUAGACGCACGUCACACACCAGGCGCUAUAAACGAUGUUACAUUGUUCUACACAACGAUAGGCUGUAUUCCUUCCGGAAACCGCCAAAAUGUAGGAAAUGUGACCCUGAAAACCUAUCAUUAACACUGAGAUACGCAACAGCAAGCUGGAUGAUCGCAGGAGCAGAAUUCAAAGCAGAUACGCAAGGGCCAAGGAGAUUCUACGAAUGGAAGCUUGUUGUGAAGCCACCAAAGAUAUAUAUCGGUGAUAAAGGACCCGACUUCAGCAACUUCAAAAAUAAAGCACCGCUCUCGGGAGACAACAUCAACGACAUAUUCCGAGAUAUAGACGCCGACAAUCGCGUUGGAAGAUCAACAGCCAAGCUGUAUACCGAUGAUAGUGUACUCUGGUUGGCAACCAGCAAUUAUAAAGUAGCAGCUGAUUGGACACUAGCAGUACUAUGCACAGUUAAAUACGGGUCGCUUCGCAACUUUGUGAAUCAAAAUUCCAUCCGUAGUAAACACCUUGCAUGGAGAUUGCCAUUCUACCUAUGGCAUCUAGAAUUCUUCCCAAAAUCGCAUAACAUGGAAACCACACCAAGAAGGAAAGCAGCAUUCACAUUCAUGAAACUAAGUAUAAUGCAACUACUACACGUACCACUCCCAGAUGGAGUUUCGCUGUCCUGCAUAGUGGAACAUAACAGCAGCUUCUAUGUCCUUAACCUACCAUUACCAACACAAGGUGGUGAACCAGAAAUACACCGCACAUGGUCCAAUGUGUCCGGUGAUGAAGAACUGCAUGGACAGGAAAAUCAACGGAAUUCAGCAAGAGAUCGUAGCCCAGAUUUAUGCAGCGAUCAGUUAGUACUGCAGCGAGAAUAUCUAAAGCGACAAGCUAACUUAACACCAGGUGCUGUUGAAAACAUGGAGGAAGAUAAACAAAAGGUGAAGCAGAAUAACGCAACAAACACAGUGCCACAUGGACAGGGAUAUAACAUGUUAUCGAAGCUCUGGGGAUUGAAUAAAGGAUCAGAGAAACGAAAGGUAAUAAUACGCAAACGAUCAUUUACAUACGGAGAGGAUGCGUGCAUAUACCUGCCAAUGUACCAAAAUUUCACACAUGAUUACGUAUGGGUACACGUUGUUACAAGCAGUGAUAUGUAUAUUGGGAGUGCAGCAAUAACCAAUUGCGACUUCAGUGUAGUGGAGCCAUCCAAGCCAAAAACAUGCAUCCUGAAGCAUAUAGAAGCAGUUAACCCACUGAACCAGAAAAGACUAAACCUAUCUGAUAUCCCGAAUCCGAACUCAGUGAUCAAUACCUCAAAAGUCAAAGCAAAGGUACCGCAACCAGGGUAUAUUGUACUAUCAAUAGUUACACCGAAACACUAUGGAAACUUCAUGGACCCAGUCAAGAUAUCACACCACUCGCCACAAGAAUACCUAGGGAACGCAACAAAAGCGUCGACAUCAGGUGGAUUGCAUAUGCUAAUGACCAAUAUUAAGCGGGUAGUGGCGGCAUAUAGAACCAUUAAAACACUAGGAGGAUAUGUUACACGUGUACUCCAAUUCAAAAGCACAACGGUAUCUAUAUUCUGGAUAGUGUACAUAAUACUGGCACUAGGGUUCUACCAAGAUAAGCUAAUGCUAUUUGUAAUGAUGCCACUCAUGUUCUACUCACUCAUGUGCAACGCAGACUACAGAAAGUCAAUCACCGGCAUCCUGCUGAAAUACCCACUGCUAGUGGCAAUAUUGCCACAAAGAAUAACGCUCAAGUUCCUGCUACUGCCUAAACCGGUUUGUGCCAUAUGCACCAAACGAAAGGCGUUCCUUAACCAGAAUAGCCAUGUAGUAAAUGAAGUAGUAAACGCGAGAAUCCUAGUCACGCGGAAGGUAUAUAUAAAAGACCGAGAUAUACGUAACAGGUCGUCAUCAUACUGUGUAGAUGGAAUGAUUGGAAAGGAACAUGCAGUAACGAUAGAACACAGAGAUCACCCAAUGCUAACACCAAACCAAGCUAUGAACCCAUACGUUUCAUAUAUCUCACACCCAGGGACACAAGUGGAAUCCUGCAAUCAUAAGGGUAUAGUACACUCGUACCUAGCGGGGUUAUUCCUCAACCAUAUAGCACCAAACUCAUUGGAUAACAUCAAACCAGCAGAUGGACACAGCGUACUCAAGGCAAUGCACUCCAUAUACUACUAUCCACCGCCGUACCCCUGGGGAGUUGUGCCGUGGCUACAAAACGUAAUAUUCACUCUCAAGUAUAUCAUGAUGACUUUAUUCAUUACACUAGCAGGUGGAAUGGGAGAUAUACAAACGCUACAUCUGCUGCACAGGAUUAGAGUAUGUACAAAACUUAACGAUGAAGCAGUAAACCCAGCGGAGGAGUUGCAACAACGAAGACCACUGAGAAUAAUGUCAAUCACGCCACCCGUAGAAGAACUUAGCAGAGAGUGGUAUGAAAAUGAACGCAAGUCAGUACUGGGAGUCUACAGCAAAGAAUGCCUAAGGUUCUAUGACAGACCGAAUAUGUCCUCAAAAGAUGGCAGGAUGGUAUCCAUACCACCUAACAUCAUCAAUAAAGCGAAAGUGCUAAUCUCAGAAGAAACAGAUGAAAAUGGAUGGAUGUAUGCAAAAAACUGGACGUCAGUGUGGUAUAAGGAAGCACAUACAUUCACCUUUGUAAGAAGACGUAAAUGGAUAACGAAACAUAGGAAAAUAAGUGUAAUGUCAGCAAGAAACACAACACCCAGUACACGACGCGCAUCUCCAGUAAAACUGGAUAUUACCAACAAUUUAAUGGGAGAAAUAAACCAUAGUGUGGAAAGAGAAAAUGUAAAGAUGAGCUCACAACUAACCAGAAGGACUAGCAACAAAGGAUUCUUUGCUAAACAAGAAGAAACCGAUAACAAUCCAUCCACUAGUGAGGUCAAACAAGGAGAUGACAUACCAAGGGUAACACCAACAAACGAUUCAACAACAAUCGCAAAAAAUAAUGUAUCCAAAAAAAUGAAUCCACUGGGAUCUAUACGUAAGGGAAUAAUCAGUAUAGCAAAAACAAACAAUAUGAAAUAUAACCCAAAUGAACCCGUGUCACCGCCACCGGAAAAUACCGAUUUGAAAUCAAGAUUCAAAUUCCCAAUGAUUAACCGAUUCAGAACAAAUGUAACAAUAAAUGAACACGUGGAUAAUGACACUAAAUGGGAACGUAGCAUAUCCCCCCAAGAAGUUGCAAAGGAGACGCUAUAUCAACCAGCAGUGGAACCAUUAACACUAGAAUCCGAAAGUGAUGACCCAUGGGUUAACGAAGAAGAGGAUUUUGAAGAAAUUGAAUCGCCACGGCGAAUGUAUACUAUGCCUAAUAUAGUUGGAACAACCCUAACACAAUUUGUACCGACCAUAGUAAUACAUCUUAUAAGGCUGCUUUAUACCAUGCUAUCAGCGCUUAUCAUGUUUGCAACGACCAAGAAAAUGGAUUAUACAGAUAAUAUAGUACAGGAUGGAUUAAUGCCUAACUUUCAAAAUGCAGUCAGAGGUGCAAAGCCACCCAGAUGUAAACUAAUCACAAAAUUAGGAGAAAAGGGAUUCUGUAAGCGUAAAUCUAAAAGCUUCCAAAUAGUACCAGGACAAUCUAUACGCAUAGUUAACAAUCCUCGGAAACAUAGAAAGUCCAAACAAAAAGCAAGUUUAAUACUAGGCCAUACGAAGAAAACGGAAACUGAUAACAUAUACACAAAACCAGAAGAUGUUGAAUAUGAAAACUUCUCAGUCAUACCCGAAGUUAAAAACACAAUGCAUAUGGAAGACGUCGCGCUGGACCCUGUAUUCAUUGAAGAAAGUGAAGAGUCGGAAGUUGAUGACAGUUACUCGGAAUCUGGUGAAGAAGAAUACAAGGCAUUCAAUAGCAUACAAAAAGAAGAUGCUGAUAAAGGUACAACACCAAAGUCAGAAGAAGAACAAACAGAAAAACCAAAGCUGAGUAGUGUCAAGGACCAAAUUGUAACGACAGAAAAUACAAAUAAAAGAGGGAGACUCUAUUCGUACAUCAAACAUAUAUACGUCAACAAAAUAAGAAGACGACAGUCAGAUGUAGAAGAAGGAGAUAUACUGCCACCAGAUGAUUCAAAACAACCAUCGGAAUACGAUGGACUGGAAAGUGAUGUUGAUAUGGAAACGGAGCAUAAAAUGACAGUUAUAGGAAUGUUAAGGAAAGCUAGAGGACAAAUAGUAGUAGGAAACUACUAUAUCAACCUGUUUACCAUGCGAUAUGAAAAGUUCCUCAACCUAUUCUCAUGGCAACACCCAAAAGUAACACAACUGGUCAUGAUCAUCUGUAUCACACUCGCCAUAGCAAACUACUUCUUCGGAGUAGGACCACUAGUGUUGCUAUACGUUGUAGCAUACUUCAAAUCAGGGUAUAUAGCAGGGACAUGGGAAAGAACUAUACGCAAAAACGUUGAACGACAUAUCGAAAGAUGUAUGUCAGAACUAGAUAUAUAUAGACCAUUCUGGGAUCUGACGAACAGGCAAGUAGUAGCACUAGCAAGAGCAGUAUACGCAUUCUGCAACAUCGAUAUCACGUCAGCGGUCAUACGCGAGUCAGCAACGCGCGGAGAACUCGCAGAAGCAAUCACCGCAAAAUUAAUAGAACAAAAAUUCAGAAAAAACUGGGAAAGACGUAGUUGGGCUUUACACCUCUUCCGACACUCACCCAGCCAACUCGACCUGUGACGCGCAGGCAUACACCAUAGUCAGUCAAAAUGGAACUUGCACUUUUCAACGCUAAAUAUGGGUACCUAGA
Babesia bovis T2Bo is the source of this 4930-nucleotide messenger RNA. Its product is annotated as putative integral membrane protein. The transcript has a single exon. The record is from RefSeq and is a predicted model, not a curated record. NCBI's taxonomy places the organism in Eukaryota, Apicomplexa, Aconoidasida, Piroplasmida, Babesiidae. Bases 61 to 4860 code for a protein of 1599 amino acids.